AUGGCGUCCCACGAGCCUGAGCAGCACUCGGCCUCGGAGACCACAGAGACUCCAGAGGCCUCUGUGUCUUUGUCUCCUCAGAAGAACAACUACUCCGCUCAGGAGGAUCCCGAGACCGCAAUGGACCAUGCCGUGGUCGGGAAACCGUGGAUGUACAAGCCGAUGUUCAAAAUUGGCAAAUGGGAAUCACCAUGGUUCGCAUCGCCUGAGACGCAGCUGGUUCUUGUCUCAUUUGUCUGUUUCCUGUGUCCCGGUAUGUACAAUGCCGUUAGCGGUCUGGGUGGUGGCGGCCAAGUCAAUCCGACCGAUGUGAACAACUCCAACACGGCCCUGUACAGUACCUUUGCCGUCGUCGGCUUCUUCGCCGGCUCCAUCGCCAACCGAAUCGGACUCCGAUUGACCCUCUCCCUUGGUGGCUUCGGCUACUUCCUCUAUGUCGCCGCCCUUCUGUCUUACAAUAUUAACCAGAAUGCUGGUUUCCUCAUCUUUGCCGGAGCUCUGCUUGGUGUCUGCGCCGGUCUUCUCUGGUGUGCCCAGGGAGCCGUCAUGAUGAGUUAUCCGCUCGAGCAUGAAAAGGGUAAGUAUAUUGCCGUUUUCUGGGUUAUCUUUAACUUGGGUGGUGUCAUUGGUAGCUUGGUCCCGCUGGGUCAAAAUAUCCAUAGCACGGCCGGCAAAGUUAACAAUGGCACCUAUAUCGCUUUCCUGGUGUUGAUGGCAGUGGGCUUCGCCCUAUGCUGGGUUCUCGCCGAUUCCAAGUACAUCAAGCGCAAGGAUGGCUCGCGUGUCAUCGUGAUCAAGAACCCCACCUGGAAAUCCGAGUUCCUGGGCCUUUGGGAGACCAUUAUUAGCGACUCGUACAUUGUCUUCAUGUUCCCCAUGUUCCUGGCCAGUAACUGGUUCUAUGCCUACCACUUCAACUCCGUCAACCUUGCCUACUUCACGGUCCGCACUCGCGCCCUGAACAGUCUCCUCUAUUGGCUCAUGCAGAUGGUGGGUGCCUUGAUUUUCGGUCUGCUCCUGGAUAUGAAAUGUUUCUCGCGCCCAACUCGUGCCAAGAUCAACUUCGGCAUCCUCCUCGCUAUUACAGUGGGUAUUUGGGGUGGUGGCUAUGCCUUCCAGAAGACCUAUACUCGCGAGAGCAUCACACGCCUCACUGAUUGGUCGGACAGCAACUAUAUUGGCCCUAUGUUCCUCUACAUGUUCUACGGCUUCUACGAUGCUUCCUUCCAGACCUGCACCUACUGGUACAUGGGAUCCAUGUCCAACAACGCCCGCAAACUCGCCAACUUUGCCGGUUUCUAUAAGGGCAUCCAGUCUGCCGGCGCUGCCGGCAUGUGGCGCCUGGACGCCCAAAACACUGCGUUUAUGACCGAGUUCGCGUCCUGCUGGGGUCUGCUCCUUGGCAGCAUGCUCAUCGCGUCGCCCGUGAUCUUCUUCAAGAUUAAGGACAGCACCGACGUGGCACAGGAUCUGCAGUUCUCCGAUGAGACUGCUGCCGAUGUCAUGGGCGACGUGCCCCAAGACUCCUACGAGAUGGAGAAGCCCCAGUCUCCUCACCACGAGGACUCCAAGGCGACAUCCUCCUAA
Molecule: messenger RNA, 1587 nt
Organism: Penicillium atrosanguineum
Lineage: Eukaryota; Fungi; Ascomycota; Eurotiomycetes; Eurotiales; Aspergillaceae
Product: unc-93 family MFS transporter
Exons: 2
Coding region: 1-1587 (528 amino acids)
Biological process (GO): transmembrane transport
Molecular function (GO): transmembrane transporter activity
Source: RefSeq, a predicted model, not a curated record